Molecule: messenger RNA, 2328 nt
Organism: Protobothrops mucrosquamatus (brown spotted pit viper)
Lineage: Eukaryota; Metazoa; Chordata; Lepidosauria; Squamata; Viperidae
Gene: FURIN
Product: furin, paired basic amino acid cleaving enzyme
Exons: 15
Coding region: 1-2328 (775 amino acids)
Biological process (GO): peptide hormone processing
Cellular component (GO): trans-Golgi network; Golgi membrane
Molecular function (GO): serine-type endopeptidase activity
Source: RefSeq, a predicted model, not a curated record
AUGACGGUGCCCCUGGCCCUUCUAGUCAGCGAGGGACUCAGCCAGCACAUCUACACCAACACCUGGGCUGUCCUGGUACCCGCUGGCCUGCAGGAAGCCGAACGGAUGGCCAGGAAGCAUGGCUUCCUCAACCUGGGACCGAUCAUCGGGGACUAUUACCACUUCUACCACCGGGCUGUGGCUAAGCGAUCCCUCUCGCCACACUGGUCCUGGCACAGCUCCUUGUCCAGAGAGCCGCAGGUGCUCUGGCUGGAGCAGCAGGUGGCCAAGCGCCGGACCAAGCGGGAUGCCUUUCUAGAGCCGACAGAUCCGAAGUUCCCCCAGCAGUGGUACCUGUCCAACGGCAACCAGAGAGACCUGAACGUGGAGGAGGCCUGGCAGCAGGGCUACACUGGCCGUGGGGUGGUGGUCUCCAUCUUGGAUGAUGGCAUUGAGAAGAACCACCCAGAUCUGGAGGCCAAUUAUGACCCGGCUGCCAGCUUUGACGUGAAUGACCAGGAUCCGGACCCUCAGCCUCGCUACACACAAACGAAUGACAACAGGCACGGGACUCGGUGCGCAGGCGAAGUGGCUGCUGUGGCCAACAACGGCAUCUGUGGUGUGGGUGUGGCUUUCAACGCCAAAAUCGGAGGUGUCCGCAUGCUGGAUGGGGAGGUGACAGACGCUGUGGAAGCCCGCUCGCUGGGCCUGAACCCCGACCACAUCCACAUCUACAGUGCCAGCUGGGGCCCGGAGGACGACGGCAAAACCGUGGAUGGCCCCGCCCACAUGGCCGAAGAGGCCUUCCGCCGGGGCGUGAGUCAGGGCCGCAACGGACUGGGCUCCAUCUUCGUCUGGGCCUCGGGGAAUGGUGGCCGCGAUCGUGACAGUUGCAACUGCGACGGCUACACCAAUAGCAUCUACACCCUCUCCAUCAGCAGCACCACCCAGUAUGGCAACGUGCCCUGGUACAGCGAGGCCUGCUCCUCCACCCUGGCCACCACCUACAGCAGCGGCAGCCAGAACGAGAAACAGAUUGUGACGACGGACCUGUGGCAGAAAUGCACUGAGUCGCACACUGGCACAUCUGCCUCGGCACCCCUGGCCGCUGGCAUCAUUGCCCUUGCUCUGGAAGCCAACAACAACCUGACCUGGCGGGACAUGCAGCAUCUGGUUGUGCGGACUUCCAAACCUGCCCACCUCAACACCAACGACUGGACCACCAACGGGGUGGGACGCAAAGUUAGCCAUUCCUACGGCUACGGGUUGCUGGAUGCAGGCGCCAUGGUGGCCCUGGCCAAGAACUGGACCUCAGUGGGGCCUCAGCGGAAGUGCAUCAUUGACAUCCUCCCCGAGCCAAAGGACAUUGGCAAGCGUCUGGAGGUGCGGCAGAAGGUGGAGGCCUGCUGGGGAAAGGCUGACUACGUGGCCGGACUGGAGCAUGUCCAAGCCAGGCUGACCCUUUCUUACAACCGCCGCGGAGACCUGGCCAUUCACCUGGUCAGCCCAAUGGGCACCCGCUCCACCCUCCUGGCUGCCAGGCCUCGGGACUAUUCGGCCGAUGGCUUUAACGACUGGGCCUUCAUGACGACGCAUUCGUGGGACGAAGACCCGGCUGGCGAAUGGGUGCUGGAAAUUGAGAACACGAGCGAAGCAAACAAUUACGGCACCCUCACCAAGUUCGUCCUGGUUCUGUAUGGGACGGGACCCGACCUGCCCGACCUCUCCAACCAGUUUGAGACCAGUGGCUGCAAAACCCUGGUCACCAACCAGGCCUGCGUGGUGUGUGAAGAAGGCUUCUACCUCCACCAGAAGACCUGUCUCAAGACUUGUCCACCUGGCUUUGCUCCGGCCCUGGGGCCGCCGCCUCUGGAGAACAGCCUGGACCCCCACCUGCUGCAGUCCCGGCUCUGUGUGCCCUGCCAUCCAUCCUGUGCCACCUGCCUGGGCUCCUCAGCCUCCCAGUGCUCGUCCUGCCCGGCUCAUGCCCACUACAACAGUCAGGAGCACACCUGCUCCCAUCAGACGCAGAGCAGCCGGGCCUCUCCUGCCGUGGGGGGGGAGGGCGCGGCUCCUGCCAGCCCCCCCUCCUACCUGCCGCUCCUGGUGGCGGGCCUGAGCUGUGCCUUCAUCGUCCUGGUGUUCGUCACCGUCUUCCUGGUGCUGCAGCUGCGGUUGGGGCCGUGCCUGCGUGGCUACAAGAUCUACUCGCUGGAGAGCGGAAACCUCAUCGCCUACAAAGGGCUGCCCUCCAUUCUCUGGCAGGAGGGGCUGGAGGAGGAGGUGGAGGAGGAGGAGGAGGAAGCCGAGGGCGAGAGGACUGCCUUCAUCAGAGACCAAAGGCUUUGA